Molecule: messenger RNA, 3849 nt
Organism: Adineta ricciae
Lineage: Eukaryota; Metazoa; Rotifera; Eurotatoria; Adinetida; Adinetidae
Source: the annotation of a GenBank genome assembly
AUGGUGGUACCCCUACAAGGUUUCCAAACAAUAAAUGACCAAGCGGAAAUGGAUUAUUGGCAAGACCAAAUGAAAAAUGAUGAACUUUUCGUUCAAUUUAUGACCGAAAUUUUCAAGAAGAAACAGCUGGAAGCACAACGUGAAAGAAGAAACAAUUGUAUGACUCAUCCUACACUAAUACCAAACACAUCAUCGCCUCCAACUGCACAAGAACCAGUACGACAACUACCUAGCCUCAUGGACCAGCCGAUAAUGACACCUAGCAACCAAGACCAAUAUUAUCAAGCUGUUGGAUCACCAAUGGUAACAAAUAGCAAUAAGCAUAACUCAAAUAUAGAUACUCAAUAUAGUACAGGAACAGCUCGACGAGCUUUGGAAGAGGCUAGUCCAGAAUACCGAACACAACAACGAGUAAAAAGACGUCGACAAGGAGAAAUAACCCCAAAGACAAUUCGAAGUAACUUUGGACCAGAAUCUGGAGCAGCAAAUGGAAAAAAUUAUGAAGUGCUUCCUAGCCAUGUAAAAAGGGCAAUGAGCAACAAUCUUCCAUGUUUUUACAUCAAAUUCAGGAGCACCAAUAAUACGGAAGAAUUUCAAUCAUUAUCAGCAAUGAAGGUCGCUGAAUUUAUUCGGGAAACAAUCUCCCAACAAUCGCAGUAUUCAUUAGAGGACAUAUCCUUAUUAGUACCAGUGGCCUUGAACCGUUUCAAGAUUGGAGUGAAAUCGAAGAAAAGUUUUCUUUUAUUAUGGCAGUGCAAAUGGUCCAGUCAAAUGGAUAAUUAUGAAGUUGAAGUCGAACGGCCACGUUCUUUACCUGAUUGCUGUGCCUUAGUUGUACGAAACGUUCCUGCAGACUUGCCCAACGAAUUUAUUUACCAGGAAAUCACAAAAUCAAUUUCAUCAGCAACAUCGCUUACAAAAAUGAAUUAUCAUCGACAACGGACCACAAACGAUUUCAGAUUUUGUGUAGCAGAUGAAAAGGAGUACGACGAAAUAAUGAAAAUUGGAAGAAUUGCAAUUGGACACGUUCUCCUCCCGAUUACCGCCUUCCAAUCCAGUUUGAAAUUGACGUAUUGCAAUAGCUGUUGGGAAAUUGGUCAUUUUAAAGCACAAUGUAAAGUAGGUCCCCGCUGUCGUUUAUGUUUAGAACCAUGGAACCGUGAUCACAAAUGUGAUAAACCAACAAAAUGUGCUCAAUGUCAUGGCGAACACCUAUCCCUCAGCAUGGAUUGUCCCAUAAUAAGAAGUUAUCGUCGAACAUUGAAAGAAGAAAUAGAGAAAGCAAUGGAAGAAGGUAAAGACAAAGGCUGGGACAAAGAAAAUGCAGUUACGAGUCACGCUGGUGCAUCAAGUGCCAAUCCUCAUCCUCCUCCUAACCAAGUAAAUCGAAACAAGAACGUAUGGGCAACAACUCAAGGAUCAACAACACAACACUCAGAACAGCACGACAAUAACCUAUUAAGUGAAUUGAACAUGGAAGUUAAAUCUAUACUAGAUGCAACUCGACGUUUGGAAAACAAACUUGACAUUAUCACAAGGAGAAUGGAGGCAUCGGAUAAAAUGAUCGUGAUCAACAAACAAGGUCUAAUGGUAUUAACCGAUAUCGUACAACAAACAAUCAACGCAUUAAUAGGACAGAAAAAAACAUCCGUCAUACAAAACCUGGCAAGCCAGAUUGAUAAAUUUAAAGAAGAUUUCGUGGAAAAAUUCAACAACCUCGACAACGAAAAAAUCCACGACACGUCAACAACUACUCCAAACGAAAAUAUCAACGACAACCGAAAAACAACAGACACUGAAGGCGGUAACAACAUUAAUCGAAGCGUAGAUGCUCCCGCUUUUUAUCCUGCCUUUCCCAUUACUGAUGUAAAAGGGUCCGUGGUCCAACGAGUUAUUGAUUGGGGCUUUCCUAGGAGCUUUGUCAACACUAUAUCAGAAAUUCUAGAGGAAUGGUAUGGAAAUAACACUUUACAUGGAGUUUUCGAAAUAUGGGAGAAGAAGAAACAGAAAUUUAUAAGUCAAAAAAGCCCCCUCAACAUCUUAUUAUACAAUGUAGAAGGCUGGGGAAGUAGGUCACUGGAAACGGUGGAACUAAUAUGUAAAUCUGACAGCGCUAUCUGCAUCUUAACUGAAGUAGGUGAGCUAUGGAAUAGUUUCGCAAUCCCGAAUUUUAACACAUUCUACAAGGAAGGAACAAAUGGCAAAGGAGGUGUCAUGAUAGCAGUAGGGAAACACCUAAAAGUGACUCGCAUCGAUAUAGAUAUUGAAAAUACAGUCAUAGUGGAUGUAGAUGGACUAUCCGAACCAAUAAGAGUAGUAGCUAUAUACUGGCCACAGUGUCAACAACGUAAAUUUGAGGAAAUAUCACCAUUCAUAGUAGAGAACACUAUAGUAGCGGGAGAUUUUAAUGGCACAGCACAGGAAUGGUGUAGCCCAUCAACAGACACAAGAGGCAAACUUCUACGAAGUUGGAUCGAAGAAGUUAAUUUGAGAUUCAUCCCUGGCACAAAGAAUUCUUCAAAACGUUCGGACAGACAUAUAGACCUUAUUUUUACGAAUGUAAUAGAUGUUAAAGCCGAAACAUUAGAAUUAGGGACAAGUGAUCAUUGGCCCCUAGUGAUGACAAGUGAACACAUCGGAUUCCAAACAAAUGGAUACUUUCCGACCGUUAACUGGAAAGCCUUCGAAGUGAUGUUACAAUUGCUGCAGGAAUUCUGGACGAAAGAACUAGAAAAGCAAGAAGUAGAUGGAUGGUACUCUGUGUAUACCAGAUUCCUAGCUGCACUAAAGAAUAGAGUAACAACUUGGAAAACGGUUGAGAAGUACCGCCCGGCACUACCACCCCAUAUAAUUGGAAUGUUAAAAAAGGUUAGACAAAUUAGGAAUAGAUACUACAGACAACGAAAAUGGUUCGGAGGAAUAGGAAAUGAAGAGGAUAGAAGACUGCUGCGAAUGCUAACUAGACAAACAAAUAUAGAAAUAAACCGAUAUAAGACGGAAAAUUGGAGUAAAUUCCUAUCAUCAAUACAAGAAGCACACGACCUAAGAGGUAAAGCCUUCUGGUCACAUCUAGCCCGAAUUUAUAAACCAAAAACUACACCGAUAUUUAAACUAGCAAAGAAUAAUAAAGUUAUAGCUGAUCAACAAGAAAUAACUAAGGAAUUAUAUGAGUAUUAUAGUGAAUUAGGAAAGCCAGUGAAUAUUAAGAAACAAGACAAAAGCGGAAUAGAAAUCGAAAGUGAAUAUAAACUCAUCAAAAACGCAUUGAAAAUAGACAAACAACUCACGAUAGAACCAAUAUCACUAAUAGAGCUCAAAAAAGAAGUGAAGAAAUUAAAAAACAAAGAAUCAGCAGGCUACGAUCUUAUAUCCAAUCGUAUGAUUAAAACACUACCACCGCAAUACCUCCAAUGUCUCGUUAAUUGCUUCAAUUCAUGGUUAAAGGAAUGUCGAUACCCAGAAGUCUGGAAACUUGCAAGGAUAAUCACGCUUAGUAAACUAAACGCAGGCAUCCCUCAAACAGACCAAACUCGACCUAUCUCAUUGCUACCCACACACUCUAAACUUUUCGAAAAAAUAAUUUUGAACAGAAUCAGAUAUUGGGCGGAGACUAAUCAUUUAGUACCUAGAGAACAAUCUGGUUUCAGACCUGGUGGGUUGCUAAGUACACGUGUACUUUCAAUAUACCAGGAAAUCAAAAACGAACUAGCGGCUAACAUGCCAUGUCUGGCGUUGUAUUUCGACUUCAAAAAAGCUUACGAUACUGUAUGGCACGCUGGAACAAUAAGAACAGGAAGGCGUACAUUUACCUGGGAAAGAACGAUUCCUCUAUUUUCAGGCUGGACAUAG